UUUUCUUGUUUGGAAGCCUACAUAACUUUGACAUCUAAGAGCUCAAGAUUUACUGAUGAAACAGAGAUUUUGAAGAUGUCAGAAAGUCAUUCAGGUCAAGCACGCACUGGAGCAGGAAAUGAGGUGGACUCUCCUACUGUCGAUUUCAAGUACUCCAGCUUCAGAGAUUUUUGUUCCACAUCUUCAUUUCAAGAUAGUGGCUACAAAGAGUUGUUAAAAUCUUGCAGCUUUGAUAAUACAGAUAAAGAAUUUUUUGGAAAGACAGAAAAAGGCCCAACAUUAAACUAUGAACAUCCAGAAACUUCAAAUCUGGGCUUAACACAUCCUUUAGAGUCUCCCACUCAGAAAAAGAGAUUUGUCUUCCCUAGGAAGGAAAAGAAUAAAACCCCAGAACUUUGUGAAACUCCUAAAGUCAGUGGGAAAAAAUUUUUACUGCGCAGAAGGCUGGACAUAUCUUUCUCUCUUCUAAAGGGGCACUUUGAAUCACAAAAUAGUUCUCUAGAAAGUAGUUCAAGCCAAGUUCUCAACUUAGGAAAAAAUAUUCCAAGCAGUGCUUUGGGUUUUCCAGGGCAAAAUAAUUUUAGUCCUUUAGUUACUAGCGCUUUGAAAACAGAAGCAGCAACUUCCAGCAGUCAAAAAUUGAGACUAAAUUUUUCUCAACAGAAGACUUCCACAGUUGAUGAUUCCAAAGAUGCUUGUAGCCUAUUUGAAGUUGAAUGUAUAUCUCCAAUUCAGGGCAAUGAUUUUAAAGACUCUAUCACACGUGACUUUAGUGAUAGCAGUCUAUGGUUUAACGAUGAGAAUACAUAUCCCGAACUUCUGGGCUCCUCUGUUAGUGGAACAACUUGUGGAACAGAUGAGGACAUAUUUGUGACUCCAGUAAGUAAUCUUGUAGCUAACAUUAAAUUUAAUGCAAGGCAAUGGCUUUCUCCUUCAACUGAAGUGAGAGGCAAUAUUUCAACACCUGAAGACAGUGGUUUUAAUUCACUUUGCUUGGAUAAAUCAGAAGAUUCGCUCUCUGACAAGGAGAGUUCUUUUCAAGAACUACAUAAGGGAACUCUCAAAGUGAGGGACACCAUAAAAAAGUCAAGGCGUCUUGGAAGGUUGAGAAGACUGUCUACCCUUCGGGAGCAAGGCUCACAAUCUGAGACAGAAGAGGAGAAGGAGAUCAUCCAUUCUGACUCUGAAGCAACACCAGCAGCUGCUUCAGACAUCUCAGGGAGCCAGCCAAGCAGUGACAAUAAGAGUGGGGAUUUGAUUUUAAGCUUUAAGAAUUUAUCAAAGACCCCAGCCUUGCAAUUAGUGCAUGAGCUCUUUAUGAAAAGCAAAAGGAAACGAUUCCAGCAAAAUGGCGCACAUGAAUUCCUAGAAGAAAGAGAUGAGGGGAAAAUUGCUGUACUACAGUGUGUACUUGCAGGACUAAUUGGCAAGAAAAUGGGUAUAGAAAAACUGGACAUCUUAACAGAAUUAAAAUAUAGAAAUUUAAAGCAUAUUCUUGCUAUGGUUUUAGAUUCCUUGACUACAGAAAGCCUUUGCAGUGUUUGGAAAGUGAGCAGAAAUUGGCGUGAAAUUGUUGUUCAAGAUAAAAAAGCAAAUCGGAGGAGGAAAAUUUAUAUCACAAAACUGAAAACAUAUUCUGAGGGGCCUAUAUUAAAUGUUGAAGAUGCUGCCACUCGGCUCCGUCUUUUAAAUCGAUCAGCUCUAAGAUCUGUACAAGCUCAGGCUAGGACACCAGGUUCUCAGAAAGAACAAGUUUCAACGUUUUCUCCUUGGGGAGAAGUUUUGACACCUAUAGCAAGCUCUUCUGUUUCUCAUUUAAGUAGUAAACAGGAAGAAUAUAUUAAGGUUGCCAAAACACUUUUUAUUGAUGAAGCAUUAAAACCUUGCCCAAGGUGCCAGUCCCCUGCUAAGUACCAGCCAUAUAAGAAAAGGGGACUGUGUAGCCGCACUGCCUGUGGCUUUGACUUUUGUGUGUUAUGUUUGUGUGCUUACCAUGGGUCUGAAGAGUGUAGUAGAGGAACAGCAAAGCCAAGAAAUAGAAAAGAUGCUCUUCCAGGAAGUGCCCAGAGUAAGCGGAAUUUAAAACGCCUCUAAAGAGACUUUAAAUAUAAAAGAAGCAUUCCCCCUAAGCAAUGUUUUUCUGAUUUAAAAUUAUGAAUAUUUUGAAAGCAUGCAAAUUUUCCCAUUAAUGACAGAUGAUGAUUUA
Molecule: messenger RNA, 2206 nt
Organism: Ceratotherium simum simum (southern white rhinoceros)
Lineage: Eukaryota; Metazoa; Chordata; Mammalia; Perissodactyla; Rhinocerotidae
Gene: FBXO43
Product: F-box protein 43
Biological process (GO): negative regulation of meiotic nuclear division; regulation of mitotic nuclear division
Cellular component (GO): nucleus
Molecular function (GO): zinc ion binding; protein binding
Source: RefSeq, a predicted model, not a curated record